GCUUGCCUCCACCAACGGCCUUCACGGGGAAAGCCUGGUGAACGCUCGCGACUGCCACGGCUUCACACCGCUGCACUACGCCGCCAGGCACGGGAACGUUUUUAUGCUGGACUUGCUCCUGAAGAAGGGUGCGGAUGUCCUCGCGCUCGACAGAGAAGGGCUGCCCCCGCUGCACCACGCCCUGUGUAUGAUGAGGCCUGAGGCGUGCCAAAAGCUGCUAACUGCCAUGGACGAGCUUCCGAAGGAACGGCUGCGGAAGGAGCCGUUGGCCACGAAUCUGCAGGCCACGUGGGGCGCUGCUUUCCAGUCCAAUAACUCAAGUAUGAAGCCACUUGCGGAGAAGCUUGCAGAGAUCGCGAAGCGAGCCUUCAGCACCCCGUCAGGCCACCUCCAAGGCAUCGCACGGAGUGGCGACGUCCCUGCCAUGAGGGCAGCAUACAAGACGCUUCCACUCGAAUAUGUCAAGCUCGGAUGGACAAGUCGCACAUUUGAUGCCGUGGAGUGUGGGCUGUCGGAGAUACUGGACCUCGCGAUCCUCAGCGGCUCCGCGGCCAUGGCCGCGAUGGUGGCAGAGCCGGAAGAACAUGGCGCCCCUCAGGGCAUCGCUUUUGUAGGUGAUUUGGAGAUGCACUCGGAGCCCAAGCAUGUGGAGAGACUGGUGCGGAAGGGCAAAGUGGCCCGCUUCCGUGCCCUGCACGGAGUGCGGCCGCCAGACACCCGCAGGAUGGCGGAGCUCUUGGUGCUCGCUGCGGAAAGUGAACAGCUUGAGAUGGCACACCAGAUUUGGACUCGGGGUGGAGAAGACUUGGCCUCGGCCCUGACGGAUGGGGAGAAGCUGAAGCUCGUGCGCCUGGGCAAGCAAGCGGCCGCUCUGGGCCACGAGGAGUUCGUCCGCCUGCUCAUCGAGGCCAAGGCCCCACUGGACAAAGUGAUUGAUGAUGGCCGCACGAUGAUCGACCAAGCGGCCCGCACUGGCCAGACGGCGAUCGUGGAGCUUCUGGCUGAUGCAAGGGCCCAUGUUCGGAAUGGAGUUCUCGCCAAGGCUGUCAGCGGGGGACACCGCGACACGGCAGAACUCCUUCUGAAACGACGCGCGGAUCCCAAGCAAAGCUGGAAUGAUGGGAAGGGGGGCCAAUCGGUGAUCGGUCAAGCGAUCAUCAACAACCGACCCGAGAUGCUCCAGCUCUUGGCCGAGUACGGGGCCGAUACCUACACCGACGAGAAUUUGGAGUACGCCGAGAAGCAGCAGGCGUUCGAGUGCCUGGAAUUCAUGCGCCGCUCCCUUGACUUGGGAUGCCCCGCGUAG
Symbiodinium sp. CCMP2456 is the source of this 1306-nucleotide messenger RNA. The record is from the annotation of a GenBank genome assembly. NCBI's taxonomy places the organism in Eukaryota, Dinophyceae, Suessiales, Symbiodiniaceae.